This is a messenger RNA of Rana temporaria (common frog), 1479 nucleotides long. RefSeq names its product cathepsin E (gene CTSE). Gene Ontology annotation, cellular component: endosome. The record is from RefSeq and is a predicted model, not a curated record. NCBI's taxonomy places the organism in Eukaryota, Metazoa, Chordata, Amphibia, Anura, Ranidae. The transcript has 10 exons. Gene Ontology annotation, biological process: proteolysis. Bases 84 to 1316 code for a protein of 410 amino acids. Gene Ontology annotation, molecular function: aspartic-type endopeptidase activity.
GUGCCAACAAUGAACCAAAUUCUUGUAGUUUUUCUCAUUUUGUCUUUUGUCCAUGGGAUAAUUCGGUAGAUUACCAAUAAAUCAUGUGUUUUUACCUUACGGGCUUCACUAUUGUUGCUUUCUUCUUUACAUUGGGUAAUGUCCUGUUGAUGACUGCACAAUAUAUCCAUUCAUCUAUAAUUCCACUGAAGAGACAUAAGUCACUGCGAAAAAUUCUUAAGGAAAAUGGAAAGCUCUCACAUUUAUGGACACAGCAGGGAAAUGAGUUUCUUCAAUUGAGUGACUCUUGUAGCAGCCCAGAAACUGCUAGUGAGCCUCUUAUGAAUUACUUGGAUGUGGAAUAUUUUGGGCAGAUUUCUAUUGGUACACCUCCUCAACAGUUUACUGUGAUCUUUGACACCGGGUCUUCAAACCUGUGGGUGCCAUCUAUAUAUUGUACAAGUCAAGCAUGCACGAAACACAACAGGUACCGACCAAGUGAAUCUACCACCUAUGUUUCCAAUGGUGAAGCUUUCUUUAUUCAGUAUGGGACUGGCAACUUAACAGGCAUACUAGGAAUCGAUCAAGUUACUGUUCAAGGUAUAACUGUACAGAGUCAGACAUUUGCAGAAAGUGUAUCAGAGCCAGGAAGCACUUUCGAAGAUUCAAAUUUUGAUGGAAUUUUGGGAUUGGCAUACCCCAAUCUGGCUGUUGAUAACUGCAUUCCAGUGUUUGACAAUAUGAUUGCACAAAAGUUAGUGGAAUUACCUUUAUUUGGAGUCUACAUGAACAGAGAUUCUAACUCAGCAGAUGGUGGAGAACUGGUACUUGGAGGAUUUGACACAUCCCGCUUCUCUGGCCAGCUAAAUUGGGUGCCAAUAACUGUCCAAGGAUACUGGCAAAUUCAAGUGGAUUCCAUACAGGUGGCAGGCCAAGUGAUAUUUUGCAGUGAUGGAUGUCAAGCCAUUGUAGACACUGGCACCUCUUUGAUCACAGGUCCAUCAGGGGAUAUUGAACAACUUCAAAAUUAUAUUGGAGUCACAAAUACGAAUGGAGAGUAUGGUGUGAGUUGUUCUACCCUGAGUCUAAUGCCUUCCGUCACUUUUACAAUCAACGGAUUGGAUUAUUCACUGACACCUGAACAAUAUAUGCUUGAGGAUGGAGGGAGCUACUGCAGCAGUGGAUUUCAGGGCCUGGAUAUUUCUCCCCCAUCAGGACCAUUGUGGAUUCUAGGAGAUGUUUUCAUUGGUCAAUAUUAUUCUGUAUUUGAUCGUGGUAACAAUAGAGUUGGUUUUGCCCCAGUGUUUUUUUAUGAAACCACAACAAAUGGAGCAUAAUGUAUUGCAGUAAUGGCCUUUAUUAGUCAUAUUUUUGCUGUAGCAACAGAAGAACCAUAAUCACAACAUAUGUAAAAACAAUGUUUAGUUUUAAAGAAUCAUGAAUGACUGACUGUAACUAAUUGGCAUACAUUUUGAAAUAUUCAACUUGCUAAGCAUGGUC